CCCAUAUGAGUUCAGGAGGACCCCUGGAACACAGAGAACCCAGUGAAAAGAACUGAAUUGUGGAUCUUAGUGGAUCCUUCUGGAAGUAGUUUCCUGUCCACAGGGUCUCCUGGGCUGCAGGCCGGAAUCUUCUAGGAGCUGGACUCUUUCAUGUCUUUCGGAAGAUGAAGACUCUGGCCCGCCAGCAGCCCCAUCUUCUGAAAGGGAAGAAGAAAUGGGUUUUGCGGGCUCUCAGCGGCUUCCUCUUCCUGUUCUCAGUGACCAUGACUGGCUGCUUCCUGUGGCAGUACUACCUCCCCAAGCUGCAGACUGGUUCCUUGAAGCCAGAGGCGACCCCAGCCCCGGUGAGGAUGUGUCCCCGGCACCCUGAGCUUGUGCCUCUUGCCCACCCCCUGCCGGUGCUGAAGGAGGCCUUGGAGAAGGUGGAUGGGAUUCUGCGCCAGGCCAUGUUGGCCCCAGGCCUGGCUGCCAUGUCUGCCCUCGUCAUCCAUAAUGACACUGUGCUCUGGACUGGGAACUUCGGGAGGAAGAACGGCUCAGAUCCAAACUCUGGAACCCCUAAUGAGUAUACCAUGUACCGGAUUGCCAGCGUCUCCAAGAUCUUCCCUGUGCUGAUGCUGUAUCGCCUGUGGGAGGAGGGCAUCGUGGACUCCCUGGAUGACCCUCUGGAGCGCUAUGCCAGUACCUUCUCCAUCAACAACCCGCUGGGCACAGCCCAAGGCCCUGAAGCACAGGACCCAACGGGGGAAUUUGAAGAGAUGGGCUCCCUCCCAAGGCCUUCUCCUGUCACUCUCCGGAGGAUGGCCAGUCAGUUGUCAGGACUUCCCCGAAGACUCCGGGGCACUUCGCUGCUGUGGAGGGGCAGCACCCAGGAGGCACUGAGCCUGCUCAAGGAUGAUGUCCUGGUGGCUGACCCAGGAACCAGAUGCCACUACAGCACGCUGGCCUUCUCUCUUCUAGCCCAUGUGCUGGCUGCGCACUGGGCACAGGGCGACUAUGAGCGCUGGGUGUCUGAGCAGGUGCUGGAACCGCUGGGGAUGAGUGACACGGGCUUUGCACUGACCGGAGCAGUGCGUGCACGUCUGGCUGCUGGUUUCUAUGGUAGCGGCAGGUCCGCCCCGCUCUACGAUCUGGGCUGGUACCGGCCAUCGGGCCAGAUGUACUCGACAGCUGCAGACCUAGCCAGGCUUGCAGCUGCGCUCCUGGGUGCAGGACCCCGACGGCUGCUACGGCCAGACAGCCUGGCCACACUGCUAGCACCACUGCGCGCCUGCGCCCACGGCUACUUCGCUAGUGAAACCGGCACACCCUGGGAGUUCCACGAGAGGCGCGGAUACCGCGUGGCGCGCAAGGAUGGCGACUUGGACGGCUAUGCCGCCAGCCUGGCGCUCGUGCCACCGCUGCGCUUGGGAUUUGUGCUGUUGCUGGCGGGGCCUCGCCCGCCCACGCGCGACCUGGUGGCUGACGCCCUGGACACGCUACUGCCUGCCCUGGAACGCGCGUUGCGCGAUGCUGAGCUUGCCCCCGCGCCCCCGCCCCGCGCGCGCCCGUUCACCGGCUUCUUCACCUUCGCCAACCGCACCUUCUACGAGGUGCGCGCCGCCGGGCCGGGUGGCGAGCUGCGCUUGCGCCAGUUUGGGCCGCGCGUGGAGGCGCUCGUGCCCGCCGCCUUCCGAUCGCUCGCUCUGCGCCACGUGCGCGGCCGCGUCUUCCAGCUGCACGUGGCGCGCGAAUUCCCGUGCGGGCUGCCGCUCGCAGACGCCUGGCUGUCCCUGGAGGCCCAGCACGGGCAGCUGGUGCGGUUCUACCCGCUGGAUCGCCACGGGCUGGCGCCGGGCUUCGACGUACCGGGCCUCAACACCUACGGAGUGCUGCGCCUGCCACGCAGGCCGGUGUUCGGCUCCCAGUGAGCUCGACAUCCCCACGCGCGCGCGUCCACACAUGCCUUUGGAUUGCCCAUACUUGCAACCCUUCACAUGCCUCCAGCCUGCCCACGCCUACCUGCAGCUUUUCUCUUAUCUGCAGCCUCCUCCCAUCUGCAGCACCUCUCCUCAACACAGUAGCUUCCCAUGCUUGCAGCCUCUCUCCCCUACACUGCCUGAUGCCCUCUUAAUUUCCCCGCUGCCACCUCCUCUGCCUUUAGCCUCACCCCCAUUUCAGUCUCUUCAUACUUGCAACCUCCCCUGUAUGGUGUCUAUCCCACUCCAGCGGUCCCCUCCCUCCAGCUUCCUACUCGUGGUUGGCAGGGAGGCCAACCAGAGGACACAGUAGUUGGCAAAGUGGGGCCUUCUUGGACCACAGCUGGUUUCAAACUCCUCUUAUUCACCCGAGAGGAAGAGUUAUACAGGAAUUUAUAGAAAGCAUGUAAACAUGUAGGCGUUGUCCAGCCACGAUAACCCAGAUCAGCGCUUUGGUGAAUCAGCGGCUCUGGGCCAUGCUGGACACCUGGAGAUCCUGUUUUAAACAAUCAAACAAAUACUGAAAUGUUAUUUUUUGUGUGUGCGUGUGUAUCUGUUGAAACAAGGACUAACUACCAGGAUCUGUGUUGUCUUUUAAAAACUACUCUUAUUGGCUGGGGGUGUCGCUCAGAAAGUAGAGAGUUUGUGCAGGACCCCAUAAACAUGGUAUGGUGGUUCCCACAAUUGGGGAGAAGGAGGUAGGUGGAUCAGAAGGUUCAGGCCACAAGAGAUACCGUUUAAAAGAACAACAGGUUUUGUUUUGUUUUUGUUUUUAAUUGAGUUAUAAUUAGCCUAAAACCAAAGGCACCAUCAGGUUCGCUUAUGUAUUUAUUUAGUGGGUCUGCCGAUAGAACCCAGGGCAUCGCGUGCUAGGUAAGUGCUCUACCAACUGAGCUACAUCCCCAGCCAGAGCUGGACCAUUUAGAGAAAUGUUUAACACCCAUCCAGGCUAUCAAGAUACAGGAGAUUCCGCCAAAUCCUAAUCCACCCCCCUACUCUUCCUUGGCGGUUACUCCCCUCCCUCUGCUCCUCCCCCCCCAACCCCCAGCCCCAGGCAACCACUGAUCUGCCUCUUGUCAGUUUAGAUUAGUUUCACCCGCUCCGGAGUUGGUGUGAACGGGAUCACACCGUGGAGGCUCCGUGUACAUUUCCUCCGGCUCAGCGUGCUGGUUUUGAGGUCCGACUCUUUGUAUGUGUUCAUAGUUCAUCAUCGCUUUUUAGUUCACGGUAUGGCCGCGCCAGUCUGUCUUUUCAUCGGCUGAUGGACAUUUGGGUCAUUUCCAGAAGGAGCAGUUAGGAAAAGAGGCUUGUAUGCAGGCUUUCAUUGCUUUGGGGCAAGUUUCUAGAUGACUGCCAGGCAGUUUUCCAAAAGCCUUGUGCCUUGUUCCUUCCCCACACGGAAAGAGGUGGCAGUUCUGUUACCCAUAUAUAUGGAGACACUUGGAUGUGUCGUUUUUUUUUUUAAAUUUUAGACAUGCUGGUUGUUCUGAAAUCAUAUCGCUCUGUGGUUUUAACUGUAUUCUAUUUAUUGAAUCGUGAAAGAGAUAUAUGUAUGUAUAAGAUAUAUAUGCACACACCAUCUCUCUGGAUUCAGUUCCCCCCUAGUCUUUGGAUUGAUUUUGCAUUUUCUUUUUUUUUAAUGUAAGUCAGUA
Messenger RNA from Arvicanthis niloticus (Nile rat), 3610 nucleotides. RefSeq names its product lactamase beta like 1 (gene Lactbl1). NCBI's taxonomy places the organism in Eukaryota, Metazoa, Chordata, Mammalia, Rodentia, Muridae. The record is from RefSeq and is a predicted model, not a curated record.